CCAGCUGAACGUGGAAUUAAAACAACUAAACCAUGAAGCAGCUCUGUACGCUUGGGAAUCAAGUACCCUAGCUACACAGACGGCAACGGUGGAGAAAAUAAUCCAGCUGACGGUGCGGAAAGCCCACUGGGAGCGCAAUAUGUGCACCCGCGGGCAACAGCACAGAGCUUUCAAUGGCAGUUUGGAAAGGGCAUUCCAUCUUCUCUGUCGGUUGCCGCAGUACAGCGAUGGGGAAAUAAGUACUAUCGCUAAAUUGCUGGGUUCUAUGCAAGGAAUCUACAGCGGAACACAAGUUUGCAUAGAUAAAGCCUAUAACCCCUGCAAGGGUAACGGUUUGCUGUGGGAUAGGACAUCCUUGAAGCAUCAAAAACUUGCGUCGAAUAUGCAAUCCGAUGCUGAGGAUAAGGAUCGAAUUUGUUUGUACGGUGAACCGGAAAUGGAACAAAUUAUGACCGGAAAAUCAACUUCACAACGCGACGAAAAUGAAAAUUGCACCAUUGAUGAAGAGAACCUGCAUAGUUGGGCGUGGCAAUCGUGGAGGUUAGCAGUAGGGCCUCCUACUAAGGAACCGUACAGGAAAUUGAUCGAUCACAUGAACAUUGGAGCCCGGAGGAUGGGUUAUGCGGAUAUCGGAGCAUCAUGGCGAGCGGAGCUGGAAAUGGCGAACCUCCGAGAGCUGACAAAUCGUCUAUGGUUGCAGGUUAAACCUCUGUACCAAAAGUUACAUGCGGUGGCAAGAUAUUUUCUCAAGCAAAAGUAUCCACGGAUGGUCAACUUUGACCCCGCUGGAUUGAUUCCAGCGCACAUUCUCGGUGACAUGUGGAGUCAGAAUUGGGAAUCGCUGGCAACAUUGAUUUAUCCACACCAGGUUGAUAUCAUGGAAAGUUUUAGGCGAAGAAACUGGACUGGCGAACAGCUUAUCAAACGGGCAGAGGACGUCUAUUCAUCGAUGGGGCUGCCCAUGAUGACGAAAACUUUUUGGAAGAAGAGCGUUUUCGAACGGAGCAAGAAUGUUACCAAGUGCCAUGGAACGGCCGCGAAUAUGUUUGCUGAUGGAGAUUACAGAAUGGUCGUCUGCGCAGGAAACUCAAUGAGCGAUUUUUACGUCAUCAUGCACGAAAUGGGACACAUCGUGUACUACAUGUUGACUUCUAAUCAGUCAACCAUCUUCCAGGAUGGAACCAAUUCAGCUUUCCAGGAAAGUAUCGGAGAUACGAUCUACCUGUCUGCCAUAAACCCACUGCACCUAACCAGAAUAAAUCUCCUAAACUCAUCAUUUCUGGCCCCGGAAAACUACCAGCACCUAAAUUCGUUCGAUUAUGCCCUUCUCCUCAAAACGGCCCUGGUGAAAAUCUCUUCCAUACCGUUUUCCUACAUUAUGGACCGCUACCGGUGGGCUCUGUUCGAAGGUUCCAUUAACUUUGAAGCCGACGCCAAUAACUACUUUUGGCAUCUGCUGGAAAGCGAGCAGGGUAUCAAACCUCCAACCGAAAUGGACCGAACGGAUCUCUUCGAUGCCGCCGCCAAGUACCAUUUACCCGAUAAUACGCCCUAUGUGCGGUACUUUUUGGCCAACUUUUUAAGUUUCCAAAUUUUGGAAGGCCUCUGUAGGAAGUCGAUUUUUGGAAGUGUUGACUCGCCAAAUGAGCUACCCAUGCCACUGCACCGGUGCGAUCUGUACGGUUCGAAGCGAGCCGGAAGGCUGUUGGCGAAGGCACUUAGGUUGGGCGGCUCACAGCAUUGGUCAAUAGUGUUGAAGAUACUGACUGGAUCGGAGGAAAUAUCCUCCGAUGCUAUGUUUCGGUAUUUUGAACCGUUGAUCCAACUGCUCGAUAAUAUGAUUCGGGAAAUGAAGAUUCCUGUGGGAUGGUAA
Molecule: messenger RNA, 1873 nt
Organism: Ochlerotatus camptorhynchus
Lineage: Eukaryota; Metazoa; Arthropoda; Insecta; Diptera; Culicidae
Product: angiotensin-converting enzyme-like
Exons: 6
Coding region: 140-1873 (577 amino acids)
Biological process (GO): proteolysis
Cellular component (GO): plasma membrane
Molecular function (GO): metallopeptidase activity; peptidyl-dipeptidase activity
Source: RefSeq, a predicted model, not a curated record